AUGAAUACGAUAUCAUUCCUGUCAUCCACGGGAUGUGGGGUGUGGGAACGAAAGGACAACACAAUGACAGAAGAAGCCCAAUCAAUACGCUCGCUCAGUGACGAGGAACUAGAGGAACUCAUUAUCCUACGAUUUCGUGCCCAGGAGCACGAGGAGAGGCGUAUUCAAAUACUCAGAGACUCACGGGUGACUUAG
Penicillium hordei is the source of this 195-nucleotide messenger RNA. RefSeq lists its product as uncharacterized. The coding region runs from base 1 to 195 and encodes 64 amino acids. NCBI's taxonomy places the organism in Eukaryota, Fungi, Ascomycota, Eurotiomycetes, Eurotiales, Aspergillaceae. The transcript is spliced from 2 exons. The record is from RefSeq and is a predicted model, not a curated record.